This is a messenger RNA of Conger conger (European conger), 3262 nucleotides long. It is a transcript of the gene exd3, whose product is annotated as exonuclease 3'-5' domain containing 3. Gene Ontology annotation, molecular function: 3'-5' exonuclease activity; nucleic acid binding. Bases 104 to 2761 code for a protein of 885 amino acids. The record is from RefSeq and is a predicted model, not a curated record. The transcript is spliced from 20 exons. NCBI's taxonomy places the organism in Eukaryota, Metazoa, Chordata, Actinopteri, Anguilliformes, Congridae. Gene Ontology annotation, biological process: nucleobase-containing compound metabolic process.
GACGGGAACCCGGCACCGGAAGUUGAAAUAUUUGGACCGACAACUUGGUUCUUUCCUCACGCGGCAGAGAGCUGUAGGCUGAGACGUACCGCCUGAGAGAAGCAUGAGCCACUCUUCCCAGCCUGAGGUCAGUGACACCAGUGAUCUGCUGGGAUGCCUCCUUGACCUGUGGAACAGAAAAGAGCAGGAGAAGGUGCGGGCUGAGGCUCGUAUGGGCUUUUCCAAUGCCCAGGACCCCCUCUGCUGUCUGCUGUGCGUGCUGGAGGGCUGUCCCGGGAGGUUAAAGGGCAAAGCCACGUCGCUGGGCCACUGCGUGCUGGCCGAGUUUGUGCGCUGGAGGCAGAACCACCCACAGGUCAGCCUGCAGGGCCGGCCUCCGGAGGGGCUCCACGGCCUGCAGCUCCGAGCCCUGGGCCUGCUCUCCGAGGCCCAGCACGCGGCCACCCUCUCCUCCCUGCUGGAGCUCUACCAGCUGUGCUCCCUGGACCCGGCUCUCCUGCUGGGCCACGUGCAGAGCCUGCUGGCCACCGGCUGCUUUAAGGAGGCAGCCAUGUUGGGCAUCGCACUGAAGCUGCAGUCAGAGCUGGACAUGGAGCAGGUGUGCGUCCCCCUCGUGCUCCAGGACAAGCUCCCGUUGGCCGAGUCGUACGUGCAAGGCCACAGCCACCUGGAGGAAGCCCUGCUGAAGCUGCUGGACUCCUGGUGCGACCCCCGCUUCAGCCUGGCUCAGCUGCGCAGACAGUUCCCUGAUCUGUCGGUUUCCCACCACCAAGCCGAGCGCAUUCAUCCCAAGAUGCUCAGCAAACAGGUGUUCAGGCUGAUGGAGCGCUUCAACAUUAACCCAGCACUGUGUCCCAAUUCUGUCACCAAGAGGAAGCUGGACUCGCUGAAGUUCCUUAUGUACAAGCGCUUUGUGGAGAAAGGCAUGUCUGAGGAGAACUGGAGGGACCACAUUCAGGCCGCGGUUGCAGACAGCCCGGAGCUGCAGGGUCACCUGGUGGAGCUGUUGGUGAAGUACAGCGGGCUUCAGGACGCUGCCCAGUGGUCCCGGCGCUACGGCGUCCCAAAGGAUCAGCUUCCUCUGGGCGUGUGGGACACGCAGCAGGACCUGCCGGUCACUGAGCGAGGAGACUCUGAGGUCCCUUCUCCCUCAGCGGACCCCUGGGACCCACCCAUAGCAGACCAGGAGCGAUAUUACCAGCUUCCUAUUCCCAAGGACAGCGUCCAGUUCGUCCACACACAAGAGGACUUAGAGCGAUGUAAAAACAUGGUGUUCCAGCCUGAGGCGCCGGUGGGUAUAGACAUGGAGUGGCGAGCCGGGUUCGGGUCGGUUCCCUGUCAGCGCCUGGCGCUCAUCCAGCUGGCCGUGUUGGAGCAGGUGUUCCUGCUCGACCUGUGCCAGGCCGAGUUUGCCGGGCACGAGCGCACGGUGGAGUUCAUCAGAACGCUUUUCUCAGACCCGAAGAUCCUCAAACUGGGCUACGGGAUGUCGGGUGACCUGAAGAGCAUGACGACCACGUGGCCAGAGUUCAGCGCGCAGCCUCUGCAAGUGAGCGGGGUGCUGGACCUGCUCAAUGUGCACCAGCAGAUGCAGCGGAGCUGGCGGAGGGGUGCGGACAGGGGCCCGCGGCCGGUGGAGGUGGGCGAGGGCCCCGCGGAGAAAGGGCUGAGCCUGAUGGUGCAGCAGGUGCUGGGGAAGCCACUGGACAAGAUGGAGCAGCUCUCCAACUGGGAGAGACGGCCGCUCCGGAGCAGGCAGGUCCGCUACGCAGCCAUCGAUGCCUACUGUCUCCUGGAGGUCUACCGCACGCUCUCCCUGGAACCCGCCCGCUUUCACCUCCCGGCAGACCUCCGCAGCGUGCAGGCAGGCCAGGCGGCGAACAACAAGGAGAAAAAGUCCCGGAAAGAGCGAGAAAAGGAGAAGGGGAAGCAGGCCAGGAGCCGAGGGGUGCCCUCGGACGCCCCCGGGCUGGAGGGCCGCCCCCUGCCGGCCCCCGCGGGCCGGGCCCCCGCUCUCCGGGCCCCUGCUCUCCGGCCGCAGCAGCUGCGCGUGGUGUGUGACAACAUGCUGCAGGGCCUGGGCCGCUUCCUGCGCUGCCUCGGCGUGGACGUGCUGAUGCUGGAGAACGGAGACGACCACAGGCUCGCCGCCAAACUGGCUCGAGAAGAAGGCCGAGUCAUUCUAACGUCCGGCCAGCCUUACCAGACGCUGAGGUCUCAGGUGGGUGAGGGCCGGUGUCUGGCGCUGGACUGUUCUGAGAAGGCCCGGGACCAGACCGCGCGCGUCCUGCGGCACUUCAACGUGCAGCUCACCCCCGACGACAUCUUCAGCCGCUGCCAGGCCUGUAACGGGGAUGAGUAUAUGAAGCUGCCUAGAGAGGACAUGGCAGAGAUACUGAGGGAGAGAGGCCUCCUGCAGGUGCAGGCUCGGGGCAAGCCAGCGGAAAACUGGGAGGAGCAGUAUGAUGAGCCCCCGUUUUCCCCCCAGCCGGGUCCCAGCAUGGCCCCCGAGGGCCCCCGAUACGGCCCCCACUGCCGCUGGGCCCCGGCCUCUCACCUGGACCGCCAGAGUCUCACGUUCCCCGGCGGGGCGGUCCUGCAGCUGCACACCGUGCCCCCGGGCCUGCUACCCAGAAUCCCCGUCUUCUUCAUCUGCACCACCUGCGGGAAGGUGUUCUGGGAAGGCUCCCACUUUGAGCGCGUGCUCAACCAGUUCCAGGAUGUGCUGCGCAUCAGCGAGGACGCCCCGACCUCCCAAUAAGCACCCCCAGGAGUGAGCAGUGGCCUGAACCAACAGGGCCCUGGGGGGGGGGGGGGGGGGCUUCCCAAUAAGCACCCCCAGGAGUGAGCAGUGGCCUGAACCAACAGGGCUCUGGGGGGGGGGGAGAUUAUGGGUUUCGUUUCUGUGCGGGACACUCGUUCUGCCUGUGUUCUUGAGCCAGGCCUUUAGCCUGAACGGGACCCUAAUCGAUAACACAGAACGCCUGCUGACACAUUUCGUAAGAAGUCCCGGGGAGUCGCAUUAACCGUAAUGUUAAUGAGACUCAAGCUGUGCGAGCAUGCCUAGUUAUACUUUGCAAGGACGGUUUCAGCCUCAUGCACUAGACACACCUCAGCUGAAAACCCCAAUGGACUUUUUAUUUUUUGUUUUUUUAAGCGGAAAUGAGGGCAUCUUCUUGAAGUAAUGUUUUCCUUUUUAUCAAAUGUAUUGAUGUUUAAACUGAACUUUUUUUUUACAACAGUAAUAAAUGGUUACUAAAGA